AGGAGUACGACCUCUGUAAUGCUUUUCUACAAAUAUUCAGCCAAAACGAGGAUGUCGGGUGGGCCAAUCCAGCCCUGGGAUUGGUUUUGAAAGACUUGCGUGUUCUUGCAGACCAAGCGGACAUGGGAAAAUCCGGGAAAAACGAGUAUAAGGAGAAGUCUGGUAGGCUGAUGAUGAAGCUGCUUGCACCGGCUUGUAUGGACAGAGACGAAUCAGAGAGUUCGCGGCGCUGGGCAUCAUUGUCUGUUGCCAACAAUCUAUUCAAGCUGUUCUCCAAGCUCAAUCUGAGCAUGUGUGACCAAACACGGGCGACGAUAUACAACAAUUUCAACGAUGCGUAUAUAAAUGCGAAGUUUCCUAUAUCGCACGUCACGACCUUCCGAUAUCUUGUGGGGUACCAACAUCUCUUCAAAGGCGACUAUGACGAGGCCCGCAUCCAGUUUGGAUAUGCAUUCGAUUUCUGUUCGCGACAGUUUCCGAAAAAUGUACAACUUAUACUUGUGUAUUUGAUUCCCUUGAAUCUGCUCAAGGGCACAUCACCCACAGACAGUCUGCUGAAGCUCUACAAGCUGGAUCAAUAUAAAAAUAUUGCUCGUGCAUUGAAAGCAGGCGAUGUCAAGGCGUUCAACACAGCGCUCGAGGAUCAAGAAUUCUUUUUAGAAAAAAGGGGCUUGUUCUUAUUGAUGGAGAGGCUCAAGACCCUCACGUAUCGCAACCUUCUCCGAAAAGUGUGGCUGAUUAAGGUCAAGGAGUGUCAGUGGACAGGUACCCCUUUUAACGGCCGGAUCAGGCUGAAAGAGUUCCAAGUUGCUCUUCAAUACGUGCAUUGCAACUGCUCAUUCGAAGAGGUGGAAUGUAUUGUGGCUGUUCUUGUUUUCAAG
Molecule: messenger RNA, 881 nt
Organism: Sphaeroforma arctica JP610
Lineage: Eukaryota; Ichthyosporea; Ichthyophonida
Exons: 5
Biological process (GO): post-transcriptional tethering of RNA polymerase II gene DNA at nuclear periphery; poly(A)+ mRNA export from nucleus; transcription elongation by RNA polymerase II
Cellular component (GO): transcription export complex 2
Molecular function (GO): RNA binding; double-stranded DNA binding
Source: RefSeq, a predicted model, not a curated record